This is a messenger RNA of Daphnia pulicaria, 3696 nucleotides long. RefSeq lists its product as uncharacterized. Lineage: Eukaryota; Metazoa; Arthropoda; Branchiopoda; Diplostraca; Daphniidae. Gene Ontology annotation, biological process: DNA integration. Gene Ontology annotation, molecular function: nucleic acid binding. The record is from RefSeq and is a predicted model, not a curated record. The transcript is spliced from 2 exons. Bases 1 to 3696 code for a protein of 1231 amino acids.
AUGAAUGCGGUUGGCCUCGGAACCGCCGAAAGAACGAUCACGCUCCCCUUGUACGCGUGGGUCAACGUGUCGAAUAACGACAAGAUGCUCACUGUUUUGGCUCUACUAGACUCUGGAUGCUCAACAACCUUAAUCACGCAAGAAGUAGCCGAAUCUUUAAGACUGAACUGCAAGAUGGUACAAUGCCGACUAACCACCUUCCAUGGAAACGACCCGAAAAUACCAGUGAGUUCAUCUAGAUGCCGCAUUACACCUUGUGGGAAGGAGACACCAUCGUAUAACAUCUCACGCGUUUUUGUGGUGCCCAAAUUGAAAGUAUUUGACCUUUACGUUGACUGGCCGAGACUGAAGAGGAGAUGGCAUCAUCUUCACGCAUUAGACAUCCCCGCGAUCGAUACGAACCAAGUAGGCUGUUUCAUCGGAACCAACGUACCAAAGGCACUUCUGCAACUUGAAAACCGAACGUUAAGCGAGGAGGAUCCCGUCGGAAUAUUGACGCCGUUCGGUUGGUCUGUGAUCGGCGAGAUACCAGCUACAUGUAUGGGCGAACGACUGGAGAAUUGUCAAGCCUUGUCGCUUCGAGAGGACAGAGCCGACGAGGCCAUACAGGAGCUGUGGACGCCGGAAUCCUUCACGUCAAGAGCUGAGCGCCAGGCACACUCAAACGAGCAAGAAAAACGCGCCUUGAAGAUACUGGAGACAACCGUUCGUUACCUUGGCGACCGCUACGAGAUUGGGCUACCAUGGAAGGCGGACGACGUCUACCUUCUAAAUAAUCGUGGCAGUGCCCUCAGGAGGUUAUACGCAGCAGAAAACCGAUUCCGGCUAGAUGCGGAACACGGUCGUCGCUACACGGAAGCCAUCGAGGCAAAUAUGAAGAAUGGAUUUGCCAGGCGUUUGACGAAAACUGAACUCGAAGGUCCCGCCGGUAGGACGUGGUACGUGCCGCAUUUUUUGGUAAUUAAUCAAAACAAGCCGGACAAGCCAAGACUAGUGUUUGAUGCAGCCAGCCGACACAACGGCAUAAGCCUUAACGAUGCCUUGAUAAAUGGACCGUCACUGUUAACCGACCUUCAUGACUUACUAGUGAUCUUCCGCGAACGACCCUGUGCGGUCUCAAUGGACAUCGAAAAAAUGUUUCUCCAGGUGCGUGUUAAGGAGGAGGAUCAACCCGCAUUCCGCUUUCUGUGGCACCGCCCAGGCAGUAGCGGACCGCCGUUGGAAUACCAGAUGAUGGUCGAAAUAUUCGGUGCCGCCUCGUCCCCUACGUCAUGUGCGUUUGUUUUACGACAAACAGGAAAAGACAAUCCAGCCUACGGCGACGUUUCAGAAAAGAUCGUUUCCAAUUUCUACGUCGAUAAUUAUCUCGACUCGUUUGACGACAUCGCAACCGCAGACAGGACUUGUCAUCGUUUGACGGAGCUGCUAAAGAAAGGAGGCUUCAGAUUGACACACGUUAUGACCUCAUCGAUGGAGCUUUGGUCAUCUUUUCCUCCCGAAGAACGAGCUGGCCCGGAGUUGAAUGCCGACCUGGACGGACUACCAAUGGAGAAGACGCUUGGGCUUUUGUGGCGGGGUGAAUCUGACACCUUUUCGUUCACACUAAAUGUCGCACACGAAGCCACUAGUAAACGACAAAUCGCCAGCGCCGUCGCGAGUAUCUUCGAUCCACUGGGGAUUUUAGCUUGUGUGACCAUCGUAUUAAAAAUAAUCUUGCAAGACGUUUGGCGACUAGGAAAAGACGGGCGGCCCGGCAAAGAAGCGGAUUGGGACGAUGACCUACCAGAAUGCAUCAGAAAAAGAUGGCGCGCAUUUACGAAAACUUUAAAAAAUGUAGAAGAACUGCGGGUGAUGCGGUGUUUACGACCAGCUGACUUCCGACCGGAUGAAACAAGAUUCGAGUUGCACACCUUCACAGACGCCUCGGAACGUGCUUACGCAGCGGUGGUUUAUCUCAGGUCAGUGAGUGGAAGGCGAAUUCAUGUGAGCCACGUAACAGCGAGGUCAAAAGUUGCUCCACUCAGGCAGCAGUCAAUUCCACGUCUCGAGCUGCUGGGCGCCGUUCUUGGCUAUAGGCUGGCCCAACGCGCCAAGAAGACUUUAAGGAUUGAAAUAGCGACUAUGACGUGGUGGACCGACUCCACCGCUGUCCUACACUGGCUAAGAAGCGAAGCUACCUUUUUCCACGCCUUCGUAGCGAGCAGGAAGGAGGCCAUCCUCGACGAGUCAAGGGCCGGCCAAUGGCGCCAUGUACCCGGACGGACAAAUCCAGCAGACGACGGGACCAGGGGGGUCCAAGGAGACCGCCUAACUGCAUCUCAUCGAUGGAUCGCUGGACCAGAAUUCUUAAGGAUGGACGAGGAGGCCUGGCCAAAAAACUGCAUUAUUACACCAGAGACCGAAGACCUUGAAGAAAUUCACGCGAUGGUUAAUGUCAUCGACGUCGAUUUAGAACCAUGUCUUUCAGAAGCUAAGUCCCUGGCAAGCUUGGUGUGGGCUGUCGCAGACAGACGCGGGAGAAAACCAAACACCUUCGACGAAAACGAAUACAAGGCCGCAUGGAUCGCUUGCGUUCACAUCGCUCAAAGGGAGUAUUUCCGGCUGGAAUUUGCUGCAUUGGAGGCAGGCAAACCACUACCGAGAUCGUCGUCGCUCCUGAAAUUGGCACCGUCGAUCGAUAGUGCAGGAAUUCUAAGAGUCGGUGGACGGCUGAACAAUGCAGCUUUGAGUCACGAUGCUGCCCACCCGGUGAUCCUUUCCAACAAAGGACCUUUUACUCAAUUGAUCAUCCAAGAAGCUCACGAGCGGGUUCAUCACGCAAAGACUGAGCGUACUCUUUCUGAGGUUUUGUCGAAAUUUUGGGAAUUGGAACAAGGAGCGACCCGGAUGGCUGAACAACAAGAAUUUUCACGUCGUGGACAACUUAUCUCGAUCCAUAGCGCCACCGGGGAUGAUUUGGCGGCGGAGGAGAAUGAAUUGCGAGAGGCUCUCGACCGGAUGGAAAAAACUGGAGAGAUAAACAAGAAGAUGGCCGAAGAAGGAAUUAGCUGGACAUUUUCACCACCGCUGGCACCACACUUUGGAGGAGUAUGGGAGCGGCUUGUCCGCUCCGCCAAAACAGCCCUACGUGUCGUAUUGCGUUCAAAAACCGUAUCCGAAGAGGUUUUAACUACGCUAUUGGUGGAAGUGGAGGCCAUGAUGAACGCCCGUCCCCUUACUCAUCUGAGUGUCGACCCACGAGACAACAGCCCGAUGACACCCAAUCAUUUUUUGCUUCUUAGGGCGCACCCUCACGUACCACCCGAUGUCAUCGAAUAUUCCGGGAGUCUGUCGCGGCGAAGGUAUCUAGCUGCACAAGAACUGGCUGAAUUCUUCUGGAGGCGAUGGCUACUGGAAUAUGUUCCGGCCCUAACGGAGAGGAAGAAAGGCUGGACCGAAAAGCGCAGAAACGUACGAGUCGGGGACGUGGUACUUCUGAUCGAGAAAGACACCCCUCGAGGAGAGUGGCCCACCGGAAAGGUGACAGAAGUCAUUCCAUCCGGAACCGCGGGUGACGACACUAUACGGGCCGUACGAGUUCGGACGGAGAAGGGGGAAUAUUGGAGACCGGUGGUGAAGCUUUGUUUACUGAAAACGGUAGAAGAGGAAGAUCCCGAAGAAGUGGUGGACGGUGUUACGAAUCAAAAAGAUCCGUAA